Aspergillus ibericus CBS 121593 is the source of this 2557-nucleotide messenger RNA. It is a transcript of the gene rscE, whose product is annotated as putative RSC complex subunit (RSC8). The record is from RefSeq and is a predicted model, not a curated record. Gene Ontology annotation, biological process: positive regulation of DNA-templated transcription. Gene Ontology annotation, molecular function: DNA binding; histone binding. Lineage: Eukaryota; Fungi; Ascomycota; Eurotiomycetes; Eurotiales; Aspergillaceae. The coding region runs from base 197 to 2230 and encodes 677 amino acids. Gene Ontology annotation, cellular component: SWI/SNF complex. The transcript has 3 exons.
CUCUCCUCAUCACGUCUCGUCGCUGUCCGGUGGAGUCAUCCACCCCAUUCAUCUUGGAUACCCCGACUGUUUCUUUCUCUCCCGCCUCAACCGAUUGAGGGCCGCGUCUGCGCCCUGUCUACAUCUAUCCCAAGCAGAGCCAAGUUCCUUGUUCGCUGCCAUCGCGACCUCAGCUUCCCGUCGUCUAGCCGACACGAUGGAGGACACCUCUAUCAUGCCUGGGGCGGAGGAUGCCCACGCGCUCAACUUGGCCCAAGAUGCCCCAGGUGAUUUGAUCUCUACUUCUGACGCUCCCGCUUCACCAAAGCCCCAGAACGAUGGCGAACCCGAGGACGAAGAGAUGGGCGGCACCGAGACGGAGACGAAGAAGGAAACCGACGGAGGAGACGACUUGGCCGACGUCGCUGCACAGUCUGGUGCUGAAGGUGCCGCGGAAGAGCAACCAGCGCAGGCCAAGGCAUCGGUGGAAGCCUCCGCACGCUCGCAUCUCGUUUCGCAAACCCACGCCAUCAUCCUCCCCAGCUACUCCACCUGGUUCGACAUGCACCUUAUCCACCCCAUUGAGAAGAAAGCUCUGGCAGAGUUCUUCAACGGCAGAAACCGCAGCAAGACCCCCGCCGUCUACAAGGACUACCGCGAUUUCAUGAUCAACACUUACCGGUUGAACCCCAUCGAGUACCUCACAGUCACUGCCUGCCGCCGCAACCUUGCCGGAGAUGUGUGCGCGAUCAUGCGCGUGCACUCUUUCCUGGAGCAAUGGGGCCUCAUUAACUAUCAGGUGGAUCCUCAAACGCGCCCGUCCAACAUUGGCCCUCCGUUCACGGGUCAUUUCAGAGUGGUCGCCGAUACCCCGAGAGGACUCCAGCCCUUCCAGCCCGGGCCUAACCAUUUCGUCAAGCCCGGAAAGCCCCUGCCCGCUACCGAUCGCGCAGCAUCAGCCACGCCGGCUACCAAGGCCGAUUUGAACCUCGAAAUUCGUCGCAAUGUUUACGACGACAAGGGCAAGGAGAUCACUCCUGCCGCCGACGACAAAGAGAAACAGACCAACGGCGAAGGCGCAGCAAACGGUACGACAGGCGAUGUGAACAAGGCGUUGGAGAGUGCUUCCAAGGAGCCGAGGAAGAAGUUCCAUUGCUUCUCUUGCGGUAUUGACUGCACGCGCCUCAGAUUCCACUACGCCAAGGCAACCCCGGCCACCGCCAACCCCGCCGCACCGGACAGCAAAUACGAUCUCUGCCCCAACUGCUUCCUGCAGGGUCGGAUGCCGUCCAGCCACAGUGCUUCCGACUUUGUCAAGCUCGAAGAAAGCCCAUACACCAUCGCCCCCGAUAAGGAGGCUCCGUGGUCAGAUUCCGAGCUCAUCCUGCUGCUGGAGGGUUUGGAGAACUUUGACGACAACUGGGAACAGAUCGCCACCCAUGUUGGGUCCCGGACCAAGGAGGAGUGUGUGAUGAAGUUCUUGCAGCUGGAGAUCGAAGACAAGUACCUGGAUGACAUGCCCGAGAUGCGGGCGGCGAAUGGCCGGGAGCCGAUCAGCCAGACUGAGAACCCCGUUUUGUCGGUGGUCGCUUUCCUGGCACAGAUGGCUGAACCGGCUGUGGCUGCUGCUGCCGCCGGUCGCUCCGUCGAGGAGAUCCGCAAAGAACUGCGGAAGCAGCUGGAGAAGGGCUCCGGGGCGCAAGAUAAGGGCAAAGAGAAGGAGGGUACGGCAGUCAAGGCCGAGGAUUCCAUGGACGUGGAUAUUACUCGGGAUGAAGCUGGACAAGCCCUGGAGGUUGCUGGCUCGGAUAAGGCCAAGGCCUCUCUCCCCACCGUGGCUCUUGCCGCCUCCGCCGCCCGUGCUGGAGCCCUGGCUUCUCACGAAGAGCGGGAGAUGACUCGCCUGGUCUCGGCCGCCGUCAACGUUACGCUCCAAAAGUUCGAAAUCAAGCUGCAGCAGUUCAACGAGAUGGAGGAGAUCAUCGAAGCCGAGCGCCGGGAACUGGAGCUUGCCCGCCAGCAGCUCUUCCUCGACCGGAUGUCCUUCAAGAAGCGGGUCAAGGAAGUCCAGGAUACCCUGCAGUCCAUCAGCCUGCGGGGACCGGGCGAGGAGACCAACGCUCUGCUCGCAGAUGCGGCCACGGCGGGGAUCGGAAACCGCUACAACUUCCAACCGGCAGGAGGAGAUGUGAGAGGCGUGCAGCCGCUGAGCGCAGACACAGGGGCCGACUACAAGACGUUGGACCUGUAAUGUACGAACGACAUGCUUUCAACAGUUGGAGAAAUUCAUAACUUUUUAACGACCGGACACAGGAGCCGAGUGGGAUUGCUUUCAUAAUAUCCAUUGUAUUGUACAAUAUCAUAGGGCCGGCCGAGGUAGACCGCCGCGUGGUGAUGGUGAUGGUGAUGGUGAUGUGAUGGAUGACGGGUGCACUAUGGUCUGAUUUCAAUUUUUUCGUCGAUCUACAAUCAGCUAGGUAGGAAAAGGCGCAAUGUUUUGGAGUUCCGAGCUUGCGUAUCGUGAAUUUUAGUUUCGGUUUGGCUUGUUGAAUAUUAUAAAUUGAUCGUUGAUUUGUAG